Molecule: messenger RNA, 654 nt
Organism: Penicillium hordei
Lineage: Eukaryota; Fungi; Ascomycota; Eurotiomycetes; Eurotiales; Aspergillaceae
Exons: 1
Coding region: 1-654 (217 amino acids)
Source: RefSeq, a predicted model, not a curated record
AUGGCGAUUGACAAGCCAUUUGGCUCGCUUGAGGGCGCUACACUCCUCACUCAAUUCGCCAUCACCCAGACCGAGAAGUUGGCAGAAGCAAUUGAAAGAUAUGAACGGGCCGGCCGUCCGGUCCCUGAGUACCUUACUGCAGGCAUCGAUCAAUUGGCAUCCCAUCUGCAGGAAUUUCAGCCCGAUGAUGACAUCCAACUGUUCCUGGGUCCCGGCAUGGACCCAGAAGAAAUCGUUCACAACAACCUCGAAGUCGCCUGGUAUGUCACGGCAUGUCUUUAUUUCUACAACCGACUUCUCAAUAUCUUCAACGACGAUAUUCCCUUCUCUGUCAAUACGAUCUUGAUGUGUCUACUCCGCGCCGAAGAGAUCAAGACCAUGAUUGAACCCGAAGUGUUGCGCCGCCGUGAUCCAGUCACCUUCCCAGCUUUUGUGGCAGCCUGCAAUGCCUCUCACCGCGAACCGUGGGUUCAUUGGUGGCGUUCCAUUCAACAAUAUGACCAUUACACUGCUGGCUCUCAGUGGUUGGUUGUCAAGCUCGUGUGGGAUGUCUUGGCUGUGCCGGAUUUGAACUGGGUGGUAAUUCUGCAAGGGCUCAGCACAGUCGAAUCACGUUUGUCGACUCAGUAUCAAUUGCUUGGGUUUUAUCUUUGA